CAUUUGCAUAAAGAUGACGUAUCCUAAAAAGUUUGCAUCUACACUCACUCUUUGACGCAGGGAUAAAAAACCAAAAGCCUUCAAGAAACCAAAAGUUUGGCUACAGGAGGCAAGACGACGGAAAAUACCAUUCGCUAUAGUGUCUCAUUCUGUACGGGAAGCUAACUGGAUGCAAGUUUUGUCUUUUGUUACCCUUAGUUGUUACUUGGGAAGCCAUUUAAGGGUGCUCAAGCAGUUAGCUGGCCUCAAACAAGUUUAGUACGCGUUCGUGAUCUCAGAGGCGUCGAAGAACAUUUAAGUUAUUUCAGAAAAAAAAGACUAAAAGAACUAAUAAUCGUCGGUUACAAUACUAUCAAGGCACCAGUUAUCUUGGUUUAUUGGUGGUAGUUGCACUAAAACACGGUAUAAAAUGCAUGUUUUGUUGGUCUGUUUUGGGCUUGGAGUUGCUUUAGGGGGUGCGAUGGCGGAAAGAAAACAUUUACAAGCUCAAAGUGGACAAGUCUCGCUCAGAGAUAACUUUAACGUUAGUUGGAGUCUAAACUUUACGAAGAAGACGAUCGAGUUUGUUAUCAGCGCUGAACUCGAUUACAAAACAGGUUGGAUAAUGGUCGGAUUAAUGCCGAAAAAGAACUCUGCCAAACCACGAAAAAUGAUGCAAGCCAGAGGCGAUGCCUUUCUGCUGUGGGCGUCAAAAGCAUCUUCAAAGAAAGUGCAUUGGCAAAUAACGAAUUGCCACACAUCAAAAGGGAAUUUGACCAUACAGCGCAAGCCAUUGUACAGCCUGAAUGGCAUCAAGAUGUCAAAAGUGUUCAAAGCAGUCGUAUCACGACCCUUCCCAUCUGCAGACAAGAUGACCCCAAAACACAAGCAUACAAUGCCAUGCCACUCCAUGUAUAUCUUUGGAUCCAUGGGGAUGCAAAAAAAGGCCAACAUAAAGUGGAAUAAGUUUCUCGAGGAAACCAGAUCUGAUUGGGAUGAUGCGUUCAAUGCUGUCCCUGUGGACUUUAAGGAAGAGGGGCAAACAGCUGGAAAGACAGAGGAUACAACAGAAUACGUCGUUGAGAUGGCAAGAAAGCACUGGCUGGGUGUGGUUAUUGGUACUGCUGCUUGCCUGACGGUGGUCAUUACAGGCGCUGUAUAUUGCUGUACCAAGAAGAAAAGCUAUCAAGACUUGUACACAAGAAGGAAGGUCACUUAUCCAUUCUAUAAAGGUGAUGACACUGAUGACGAUGAAGCCAAAGUUUCCUUCCUCUCAUCUGAGCACACAUAGAUAGAGAACCUGCAGCUACUCCUGUAACAAAGUUUACUAAAAUUAUAGACAAUGUUUCCUUGUUAAAAAUGUACAUUCACAUAUUGCAUACUAUAAAAAAUAAGCAACAAUGAGUUGUGUUGAAGAAUGCUAUACAAGAAAAUCAAUCAUGUUGAACAGUUCUGCAAGUAUGGCACAAGAUGAGUAGGUUAGAGUAUAGAGUAUAAUAUAAAGGAAGCCUUUUUGAGGGGCUUGACCCAGGAGUUUUUAAGAUAAAGCACUUUGCUCUCCCAAAAGGCUUAAUUCUACAUGUUUAACAGAUAUAAAAAAAAAAAAGAAAAAUAACAUUUGUAAGCAGCUUAGUAAUAUUUGCAGACAGAAUUGUAGUAAAUAAUAGUACCUCAUUCACAGGUAAAUGGCAGACAACAUUGUAAGAUAUUUCAUAAAUGUUUUGUACAUUUUUAAUGAUAGAUACCAUUUAUUCUUUUGUAGAAUAGCCUGUCUAAAUGGUGCUUCCUUCAAUAACUGUAGUACAGCAUGCAGGCUGUUAUAACAUAUUGAAUUGAUAAUAAACUUUUUUAUGUAAGAA
Nematostella vectensis (starlet sea anemone) is the source of this 1838-nucleotide messenger RNA. RefSeq lists its product as uncharacterized. The transcript is spliced from 5 exons. Lineage: Eukaryota; Metazoa; Cnidaria; Anthozoa; Actiniaria; Edwardsiidae. The coding region runs from base 410 to 1270 and encodes 286 amino acids. The record is from RefSeq and is a predicted model, not a curated record.